GCAGGCGCUAACCGACGGCUACUUCCGGGACCAAUCCUCGCGUUUCGCAGGGGCAAAUCCCGUGGAGGAUUCUCAGAGUGACGAUGGCUACUUACAGCCUGGCGAAUGAGCGACUACGCGCCCUGGAAGACAUCGAACGGGAAAUUGGCGCCAUCCUUCAGAAUGCAGGUACGGUGAUCUUAGAAUUGUCCAAGGAGAAAACCAAUGAGCGGCUCCUAGACCGGCAGGCGGCGGCCUUCACCGCUUCAGUACAACACGUGGAGGCGGAGCUGUCGGCCCAGAUCCGCUACCUCACCCAGGUGGCCACAGGGCAGCCCCAUGAGGGAUCCAGCUACUCUUCAAGGAAAGACUGUCAGAUGGCUCUGAAGCGAGUGGACUAUGCCCGCCUCAAGCUCAGUGAUGUAGCCCGAACCUGUGAGCAGAUGCUAGAGAACUAGGCCAAGGUGGUGGAUGAAGAGCUUGGAGGGAAACCAUCACCUGCACUGUGGGACAGAUCCUGGGAACCUGUAGGAUGGAUGGGGACCACAGGCUGGCAGGCACAUGCUCUGCUGAUCAGAGGAUGUUAGAGCAAAGGGUCAAAAGGUGAGAAUGGAGAAACUAAAGCCCAGGCCUGCCCACAGCUGUGCCCUGGCUUCCCCAGCAGGGUGCUCCUCCUCUGUACUUCACAAAUACUCUGAGAGGCCCAGACAGGAGAUGGAGAUUCAGACGCCCAACCCAUUUCCUCAUACACUUCAUGCCACUGUCCCAGGCUCCCCGCAGACUUGGCCCAAUGAAGAUGCAUUCUUCUUCAUUGGAAGAGAUGAAAAUAAGAACUAAGGGUUUUAAUAAUAAAAACAAUAACAAUAAAAACAAGAACAGAUUCUCAUUUGAGGUAUAUGACUGACGCAAGUGAUUCAGGAAGUAAAACCAGUCUGUAUGGUGGCAGCAGCACAGCAGCUACUAAGGAGGGAGGCUGGGAAAGCCCAGACUUUCAUUGUGGGGUUUAGGGAGGAAGUGGGGGGGUUGGGGAGGAACAAGUGGUGAGGUGCAAAGAGAGACUUGGGACAAGGGGGAUCCAUUAGUAAAACUGAAACCUGGAAGCAUAAUGGGGCCAGGGCCUGAAGCCAAUGUCUGCAGAAUGAAGAGUCAAUAAUUACAAAAAUAAUUUUUAGUAGUUAGGCAUACUUUGUAAUACAGCAUUUUUUUUUUAAAUGAGAGGUCUAAGAGCAGCAACUAGUUAGUCAAAUAUUAAGCAAUAUGUAUUGAACACCUACUGGUGCCAGAGGUUAACCAUAAAGACUUUACAAAAAUAAAUCACAGUCUCUA
Messenger RNA from Lemur catta (Ring-tailed lemur), 1305 nucleotides. RefSeq names its product mediator complex subunit 11 (gene MED11). Gene Ontology annotation, cellular component: mediator complex. Gene Ontology annotation, biological process: regulation of transcription by RNA polymerase II. The record is from RefSeq and is a predicted model, not a curated record. Gene Ontology annotation, molecular function: transcription coregulator activity. The transcript is spliced from 3 exons. Lineage: Eukaryota; Metazoa; Chordata; Mammalia; Primates; Lemuridae. Bases 84 to 437 code for a protein of 117 amino acids.